This is a messenger RNA of Paramisgurnus dabryanus, 5450 nucleotides long. RefSeq names its product adenylate cyclase 6b (gene adcy6b). Gene Ontology annotation, biological process: cAMP biosynthetic process; intracellular signal transduction; adenylate cyclase-activating G protein-coupled receptor signaling pathway. The record is from RefSeq and is a predicted model, not a curated record. Gene Ontology annotation, molecular function: adenylate cyclase activity. Lineage: Eukaryota; Metazoa; Chordata; Actinopteri; Cypriniformes; Cobitidae. Gene Ontology annotation, cellular component: plasma membrane.
UACACACACACACACACGCAGUUACACACACACAGAGAGAGAGAGAGAGACUUGCAUGCUCGUGCACCUCUAGGGGGACUCCCGACUUCAGUGAAUAGUAGCAGCGCGUUAAGGGAGCAUGAAGACGAACGUGACGGUUUCGACUAGCGCGCGCAAGAAUGUAACCAUCGCCCUACACGCGCUGUCGGAUAACACACAGUUCCAGUCGUGAUUUUGCCACUGAAACGCGCUGCGGAUUCAUGGGGUUUAUGACUCUGUUGGGUGAGAGAUGCAGAGAUCUCAGCAGUACACGAGGAGUUUCUAUUGACCCUGUGCUGGAGUGGCUGUCCCAGAACCCACAGACAAACCUUGGAUGUGUUCAGAAAACCGCCGGUAAUAUUAUCUCUCUACACUAGAGUAAAUGCGGUGCCUUGUAAAACAGAGCAGUGCCACACAAAGGGGAAGCCACACAGAAUGUCUUGGGUCAACGGCAUUAAAGCUACCAGAGUGGACAACCACAAGACGGCAUGGGGUGAACGCAAUGGCAGGAAGUCGAGGCGUAAGAGGAACUCGUCCCUGUGUAACCCACGCUACAUGAGCUGUCUUCGGGACCCUGAGUCCAUGGAUCGCCCAUCGCAAAACUACUCCCGUGCAGCAGGGGGUGCCACCAGCAGCAACUUCAGCACACGCUGCGUCUGGCAGGAGGACCACUAUGGCAAGAAGGGUGAUCUAGGUCUCAGAUCCGUAGACCUGGCUUUCGAAGAUGCCGAGACGAGGCAAACAAAAGGUGGCGAGGAGUCCGAUGAUGGUGGGGAGGAGAGGGAUGGUCCGGACAGGUGUUUUUUGGCUUGCUUGUUGCGGUUGGCUCAUGUUUUUCAGACCAAGAAGUUCCAGUCCACCAAACUUGAACGACUGUAUCAGCGAUACUUCUUCAGGCUAAACCAGAACUCUCUUACGAUGCUGAUGGGGAUGCUGGUUGUCGUUUGUGGCGUCAUGCUGGCUUUCCACUGCCUCCAAGGUCCACCUGAUGUGGCAUACGCCACGGUGCUUUCUGUAGCCAUGGCCCUCUUUUUAGUAUUGACGGUGGUGUGUAACAGAAAUUGCUUCCAUCAGGACUACAUGUGGAUUGUAAGCUACCUGGUGAUGGUGGUGUUGAUGGUCGUGCAGGUGUUAGGCGUGUGGAUGAUGGCUCCCCGCAGCUCCUCUGAAGGGAUCUGGUGGACGAUGUUCUUCAUCUACAUCAUCUACACGCUGCUGCCGGUGCGAAUGAGAGCGGCCGUUAUUACUGGGGUGGUGCUUUCCACAAUUCAUGUUAUAAUGUCAUGGAGACUCAACCUUGAGGACAGUCUACUUUGGAAGCAGAUAGGUGCCAAUGCAAUGAUUUUCCUGUGCACCAACAUCAUUGGCAUCUGCACACACUACCCAGCUGAGGUGUCUCAGAGACAGGCCUUCAAAGAGACUAGAGGAUAUAUCCAAGCCAGGCUACACCUUCAGAGAGAAAACCAGCAGCAGGAACGCCUGCUGCUCUCGGUGCUGCCAAGGCACGUUGCCAUGGAGAUGAAGGCCGACAUCAGCGCCAAGAAAGAGGAUAUGAUGUUUCACAAGAUCUACAUCCAGAAACACGACAACGUCAGUAUCUUGUUCGCGGACAUCGAGGGCUUCACCAGUUUGGCAUCACAGUGCACAGCCCAGGAGCUGGUCAUGACCCUUAAUGAGCUUUUCGCACGCUUUGAUAAAUUAGCUUGGGAAAACCACUGUCUGCGGAUCAAGAUCCUGGGGGAUUGUUAUUACUGUGUGUCUGGACUUCCGGAACCUAGGGCCGAUCACGCUCACUGCUGUGUGGAGAUGGGGGUGGAUAUGAUCGAGGCUAUAUCAUUGGUUCGAGAGGUGACCGGAGUGAAUGUGAACAUGCGUGUGGGUAUACACAGCGGCCGUGUGCACUGCGGGGUGCUCGGGCUACGCAAAUGGCAGUUUGAUGUCUGGUCCAACGAUGUCACACUGGCCAACCAGAUGGAGGCUGGAGGCCAAGCAGGGCGGAUCCAUAUAACCAAAGCCACGCUGCAGUAUUUAAAUGGGGACUAUGAAGUUGAACCAGGUUUUGGAGGGGACAGAAACGCAUAUCUUAAGGACAACAAAAUUGAGACGUUUUUUGUGCUGGGCUGCAGUCAGAAAAGGAAAGAAGAAAAAGCAAUGAUGGCUAAAAUACAGAGAGCUAAGGCCAACUCUUCAGAAGGCCUGAUGCCGCGAUGGGUUCCUGACAGAUCUUUCUCUAGAACUAAAGAUUCAAAAGUCUUCAGACAAAUGGGCAUAGAUGAAGCCUCCAGCAAAGAUAACCGCUGUGUUCAAGAGGCUUUAAAUCCAGAGGAUGAGGUUGAUGAGUUUUUAGGCCGUGCCAUUGAUGCUCGCAGCAUCGACCAGCUGAGAAAAGACCACGUGAAGAAGUUCCUGCUUACAUUCCAAAAGCCAUUCCUGGAGAAAAAGUAUUCAAAAAAGGUGGAUGAGCGUUUCGGUGGUUACGUGGCCUGUACGCUCCUCGUCUACUGCUUCAUCGUUUUUAUUCAAAUCAUCAUCUUCCCACAUACUCCCUUAAUGCUGGGCAUGUUCAUCAGCAUCUUUAUUAUCCUCACCAAUGUCCUCUUCAUAUGUGCCAUUUAUUCCUGUGUUAAGUUUUUUCCAGCUGCCUUACAGACAGUAUCAAAGAGGAUUGUGCAGUCCCGUACAAACAGCACUGUAGUCGGAGUCUUCACCAUUCUGCUUCUCUUCAUCUCUGCUUUUGUUAAUAUGUUUACCUGCGACCGAGUGAAUCUACUAGAUUGUGUAGCCAAGCAGUCGAAUGGUUCGGAUUUGGUCGCUGUGUGUCUGUUGUACAAUCUGACUGGAACAGCAAAGGACCCCCUAACACUGUGUGAUCAAACUUUACCAUGCCAUUUACCAGAGUAUUUCACAUACAGUGUGCUGCUGACUCUGCUGUGCUGCUCAGUGUUCCUACACAUCAGCAGUAUAGGCAAGCUGAUCCUCAUGGUCUUCAUUCAGAUCUGCUUUCUGCUGCUUGUAGAGUGGCCACUGGUCACUCUUUUGACCAACGCCGACCUUCUGGUCAAUGCCAAGGCACUGUCUUUUAAUGGAACAGAGAAUUGCCAUCAAACGGUGAAUAAAGUUUCUCUGAGGGUGACGAUUCCAGUCAUCCUUACUGUAUUUGUAUUGGCUCUCUACCUGCACGCACAGCAGGUGGAGUCCACAUCUCGCCUUGACUUCCUGUGGAAGCUACAGGCGACUGAAGAGAAAGAGGAGAUGGAGGAACUGCAGGCCUACAAUCGUCGUCUCCUUCACAACAUCCUGCCCAAAGAUGUGGCUGCCCACUUCCUUGCCAGAGAGCGGAGAAAUGAUGAGCUUUACUAUCAGUCGUGUGAAUGCGUGGCUGUUAUGUUUGCGUCCAUCAGUAACUUCUCAGAGUUUUACACUGAACUGGAGGCCAACAAUGAGGGUGUGGAGUGCCUGAGACUCCUCAAUGAGAUCAUCGCUGACUUUGAUGAGAUCAUUUCUGAGGAAAAGUUUAAGCAAUUAGAGAAGAUCAAAACUAUUGGAAGUACAUACAUGGCAGCAUCUGGACUGAACGACUCGACGUACGACAAAGAAGGCAAAACCCACAUUCUAGCUCUGACCGACUACGCCAUGAGGCUACGAGAACAGAUGAAGUACAUCAACGAACACUCGUUCAACAACUUUCAGAUGAAAAUAGGCCUGAACAUUGGACCAGUGGUUGCUGGUGUGAUUGGAGCCAGAAAGCCUCAGUAUGACAUAUGGGGAAACACGGUGAAUGUGGCCAGUCGCAUGGACAGCACAGGUGUUCCUGAUCACAUCCAGGUGACCACCGAUCUUUACCAUGUAUUAGCAAGUAAAGGUUACCAGCUGGAAUGCCGUGGACUGGUGAAAGUAAAGGGGAAAGGAGAUAUGACCACUUACUUCCUCAAUAGUGGUCCUGCCUGCAGUUAACACUGACCAAAUUUCUCUUGAUGCACUGAAUUGCAGGACGGAUGAUACAGAACGCUCUGAAUGGGUUUUGAACUUGAUCUUGAACAGAUCCAAAUAUAACCACUCACAAGCUCUUUUGUCUGAGCAUUAGUGGAUAUGUGUAGUAUUUAAAAUACGCACCUAAUGUAUGAUUUAAUGAAGAACUGUUGCCUUGGAGACAGCAUUGAAGAAACCUUUGUUUUGUAGGAAAGACUUUUUCCGUACCAAAAUUUGAAUUCUUUAUUUAUUUUGACAGGUUUUUAAAGCAUGUAAAUAAAAAGAGACUUAAACAUGAUUAUAUAUGCAAGCAUCAAGGAGCAAGAAGAAACUGACCAAAGAACAAAGUAUUUGAUGUAGGAACACGACACAUCUGCUAAUCUGUUUGAUAUGUCGGUAGACAGCUGUUAUACAAUUGUCUGGUUUUGGUUUUGUCCUCUUGUAACUCUACCACAAAGGCCAUAUUCUAGUAUAGACACUAAUGCAAAAAAUCUGCUCAAAUGAAGGAUAAGAAAUAGUAUUAGAUAGGCUAAGUAUUUUUUGCAUUGCCAUUUGUAUGAGUGUGUUUGUGUGCGUAGGACUGUCUGAGUAUCUUCAAAGGGCAUAACAGCUCACUGUGACAUUUAUAAAAUUAAUUUAAAAUAGCCUUUAUUAUUAUUACAUGUUCAUUUAGUUUCAAUUCUGUUUCAUUUCAUUGUAAUAUUCCUGCAAAGAAUAUAAAGCCACAUGUGACCAACACUUCUACACGGUGAAAAGUGAAAGUUGAAACUACUUAAACAAAUUACUUCAAUCUAUAACACUUUUAAAAAAUUAAGUUUUGUCCAUUUGAAGAAAAUUUAAGGUAAAAAAACUUUUAAAAAUUAACCUAAUUUAUUUGGUAACAUCUAAAAAAACUUUAAAGUGAGAAUUUUUUUCACCAAUUAAAGUAAUUUUUAAGUUAAUACAACUUUCACUUUUUACAGUGUACAUAGCUGUAAGAUUCUAUUACAGUAUUGUCAGCAACGUUGUAGUCUUCUUAUGAUCCUUGUUAAAAUAUGUUACCGUGCUGACAGAGUCCCACAGGGCUUAGUGGUUGCUGACAACGUGGCGGGACCACUUUUUACAGUAUUUGACAGUGUUCAGCAGAAGUCCAUUUCAGCAUCUCCUCAAAAGUGUUCUUAGUCAUCCCAUGUGCAAUGAAAUAUUUUUAACAGUUAUGCAGUUACCGGUCAACGUUUAAUGCAGAGUCUUUUAUGAUUCUUACUUUAGAUGCAGCUUUGAGUUUGAAUAUUUGAAAUAUUAUCCUUCCCCUUUCUUAACAUGCAUUUACCAAUAUGAAUGUACAUGUAUGUAUAACAUUCUUCUCAUAAAUACAAAAGCACAUAUGAUUUUAAGUUUAAAUAUGUUGGUGGAAUAUGGACCUUCAAAACAUUUUCCAUUAAAAAGUUGGCAAAUCAAUAAAUUGGGUGUUUUGUUAAAAUAUA